This is a messenger RNA of Mytilus trossulus (common blue mussel), 5080 nucleotides long. Its product is annotated as papilin-like. NCBI's taxonomy places the organism in Eukaryota, Metazoa, Mollusca, Bivalvia, Mytilida, Mytilidae. Gene Ontology annotation, molecular function: serine-type endopeptidase inhibitor activity. Gene Ontology annotation, cellular component: extracellular region. Gene Ontology annotation, biological process: negative regulation of peptidase activity. The coding region runs from base 264 to 3875 and encodes 1203 amino acids. The transcript has 27 exons. The record is from RefSeq and is a predicted model, not a curated record.
GUGAUAAAUUUGGCGGGAGUUUGGAAGAUUUUUCAAAAAGAAGAAAUUUACACAGUUUCCAUUUGUUGAUAUCUGCAAAUUUUUAUAGGAAGCAAAAGUGCAGGUGAUGGUUAUUUGGAUGUUGAAACCAACCAUGCAUGACCACAGUGACCAUAUAGAGGAUAUCCUUGAUGACAGUUUUCAUAGAUAUUCUGUUUACCUGAAUGGCUGAAGGAUUAAUGCAAUAAAGUUAUUGACAGGCAUUUCAAUGAACUGAACUAAAAAUGAUGAGACAGGUUAUUGUUUUGUGUUUAAUUCAAGCUGUGCUUGCGAAAGAGAUAACUGGAUGUACCAAUGCAGAAAAAACUUCUGAUGGCACCAAAAACAAAACCUGCUGGACCAAUGACCAAUGUAGUGAUGACCACUUCUGUGUCACACAUCUAAUGCUAUGUUGUCCUAUCUUACAAUUGCCUAAGCCAGUACUGGUUGUAGAACCAAACAUUUUACCAAAGACUGAUCCAGAACCAAAUGAUAUAUGUAAUUAUCCAGAAAAAGAUACAAAUGGCUUGAAAAAAGCUUGCAGUAAAACAAACACGACUUGUAGCAAGAACUACCUCUGUAUGAUGGGAACUUGUUGUCUGGAUGGAUCUAAAUUGAAUUUUGUACCGGUACCAUUAACAAAAAGUAGUAGUUCUUGUCCAUCAGUUGAGAACAUGCCUGUAGGUUUAUGUUUUGACAUUCAGGACAGUAUAAGAUGUGGGAAAGACCAAGUUUGUCAAGGGGAGCAACUCUGUUGUCCAAGUGGGUGUGGAUCUGUUUGUACCAAUCCAGAAAAACCAUUGAAACCAUGUCAAAAACAAUUAAGAAUGGCAGCACUUCAGUUAUUUGCACAGAGAGAAAAUGAAAUAUGUUCAGCCAUAUUUUUGCCAAGGUGCGAUAGUGAUGGACAAUUUCAGAAAAAGCAGUGUUUAGAUUCACAUGGAAUCUGCUGGUGUGUGCAUUCAAAUGGAACAAAAAUUAAAGAUUCAGAUGUAAGGGGAAACCCAGAUUGCUCAAAAGCAACAAGAGCAGGAAGUUGUCCUAGUCCUGAUCAAUGGACCAUGAUGGAUUUAUUAGACGAUGGCUGCAAGUCUGAUGAUAAUUGUUCUGGACCUGAUGAUAAAUGCUGCUUUAAUGGAUUAGGGAACCAGUGCGUGCCACCAGAUGGCAUGCUUACAACUGAAAGAGACAGAAGAAGUUUACCAACACCAGGAUGUUCUAAUGGAAAGAUGAUGAAGUGUUGUGCCAUUGAUCUCUGUUUGCAUGCUGUUUGUCCCAAUAAUCCACAAGCUGUGUGUCGUAUCAAUCCAUGCAAUGACUGUUCCACUGAGUUCUAUGACCAGAUCAAUCGGAAAGUAGACAGCUGUUUUGAUGGCAUAUCAAAGUGUGAAAGAAUGCAAUAUGGUAGGCUGGGAAAAGCUGCUCCAAUUCUCUACUGGGCAGACACAACAAACCCACCAUAUCUACAAUCCAUGGGAUCAUCUAGAAAUCAAAUGUUGGGUGUGGUCACUCCUUAUUGGGCAGACACAACAAACCCCCCAUAUUUGCAGUCAUAUAGCUUUAACUCACCACAGGACUCCAAACAGAAACAGGCUUCAUCCACAUGGCUUGAUAUUAUGUUCUUAUUACAAAAAAUUACUGAUGAUAAUGAUGAAACUUCUUCCCUGAUUGCAGGAGGGGCAGGAAUUGGAGAUGAUAUGUUCCAAUCAAAAAGGGGAGAUUUUGUUUGUCCAGUAAUUUUGCCGACUACAGCAGGAAUCUGUCAACAGGAAUGUAACAGUGACACAGACUGUGUGUCUAGUAAAAUGUGUUGUUACAAUGGAUGUGCCAAUACAUGUCAAAACCCUGUACAAGUUAUGUCAGAUGAAGUAUGUAAACUACCACCUAUAUCAGGUGAAUGUAUCAGCAAACAAUAUGUAAACAGAACAUAUUUCAACCAAGCAACAGGCAAAUGUGAAACAUUUAGGUACAGAGAUGGCUGUCAUGGCAAUGGCAACAACUUCCUGUCAAAUGAAGCAUGUGUUCGAGGAUGUAUUCCAGGUAUCCCUGACUUGUGUUUAAGUAAUCCUGAUCCAGGGAUGUGUGAAGGUUACUUUCCAAUGUGGUCUUAUAAUGUCACCUCAAAUAGAUGUGAACAGUUUGUUUACGGUGGUUGUGAUGGCAACAGAAACAAGUUUUCCACUGAAAAGCAGUGUUACAUGUCAUGUGGGACAUCACUUAAUUUGCCAUCUGUUUGUCAAAAACUAUCAUGCCAAGAAAAUGCUGUUUGUUUAGCUUAUAAUGAAACAUAUGGAGAAUGUUUAAUGAAAACGGAUAUAUUACCAGAGUUACACUACUAUGUGGCUGACUGUGAUGCUUCAGAUGGAUCAUUUAUUGCUGAGCAGUGUGCAGGAACUGUAUGCUGGUGUGUUGAUGUACAAUCUGGUACCUACAUUAAGGAUACAAUGAGGAUUGGACGUGCUCAGUGCAAUACCUCAGAUGCUAACAAUUUGACAGAUUCACAUAAACCAGUUUGUUCAAAUGGUAACAUUCCAUCACCCUGCAUAGGAGCAUGUGGAAAGUCAACCUGUAGGGGAAAUCCCAGUGCUAUUUGUGUACCUGAUCCAUGUAAUAAUUGCUCUAUCCAUUUCGAAAAUGAUCAAGGGGAACCAGUUGUUUGUGGAAUGGAUAAAUGCAAGAGCCACAAGCCUGAUCAUUCAGACCACCAGGAGCAUGUCGGGGAAUUUGCUUGUGGAAAUCCUGUCAUGAGAUAUGUUUAUAACAUAUUUACAUUUAAAUGUGAAAGUUUCUUGUACACCAAGUGUGAAGGUCCGGACGUUUACUUCAGAAGUGUGUUUGAUUGUCAAGACCAAUGCACAGGUUCAAUGUGUGAAAAUUCGCAACCAAAGACAUGUGACAACACAUGUGCAUCAAUGACCUGUCCUUAUUUGACUGGUGCCCUGUGUCAGGUUAAUCUCUGUACCUGUCAACCAGAAUUUUAUGAUCCAGUUACUAUGGAGAAGGUCUCCUGCAAUAAAGUUUAUCCAGUUUGUCAGCAACAGAGAAGCUUGGUACAUAACUGGAUGGUGAAAAGCAUUAAGGGUGCUGAUAAUUCAAAAAGAUGGAAGCAGUUACCAGUUUGUGAUGAAAAGGGAGAUUUUAUUCCGCAGCAGUGUUUUAAAAAGUUGUGUUGGUGUGUUGAUGGGAUAGGAAAUACAAUCCACAAUAGCCAAAAGGUUCUGUCCAAUUCCUAUCAGUCAAUUGAUUGUAUGAAGAAUAUCACAACAGCAGCAACUAUUACAUUCAGCUUCUUAGAAGAUUAUGACAUGUAUGCUAAAAACAAAGAAGAGAAAGUCAAAAGUUUGAUUUCUGAUGCAUUAAGAAAGCUUUCUCCAGACUUUUCAAGAAUACUUAAGAGAGUAACAGUACAAAGAGGAAGUAUCAAAGUUGGUGUUGAAUUAGAAGCAAGUUCCAGUGAGGAAUUUCCACAAGUUGCUUCCCAUGCUAACCUUUUGGAAAGUCAGAUAAGAGAUGGUUUUACUGUUGAUAUGGAUGGCAAACUAAUGACUGCAAAUAAGGAAUCUGUAGAAACAACCUUGAACUUUGAACCCCAGGAAUCACCAGACAAAGCUACAAAGCUGGAUGGUGGAACUAUUAGCAUGAGGACAAUAAUAAUAAUAAUAAUUGUUGUUUGUGCUGUAAUUUGUCUGCUGUUUAUAAUUAUAAUGAUAUGUGCCAAAAGGAGAUCAUCAAGAAGCAAAGAAGCUGAUCUUAUGACAGUUGAGAAUGUCCAUCAGCCAAAUUCUUGUUAUUUUAAAAAUGAGGCAUGUGAUUUGAAAGAUGAACAAGGGGGUGACAAAAAGGACGAAAAAUCCUGAAUUUAGAUGCAGAAGAUUAUAUAUUGUUUGAUGAAAUCCAAAUUCCAUUAUUAUGUGUUGUGAUAUGAUAUUAACUUUUAUCAUUUGUAUAAAAAAAAGGCAAAUGUGAGUUGGUGUCAAUAAGACUAAACCCCUACUUCACAACAAUUAUAUUUUUAUCAUGUAUUUUAUAAAUAUAUAAUUCAUUUCCAAACUAUACAAUGAUGACAAAUUAUAUAGUUACCUAGAAAUAGGAGGUUUCUCUAUAAUUAUAUGAGUGUUUAGAUGGAACUCCCAAAAUGAAUUUGGAAAUAUUUUCAAUAUAUUUAGAAAAAAGGAAAUUUGAGAAUUGAAUUGUUUUUAUUGUAAAAAAAAUUUAAGGAAAAGUUAGGCUCAUAUUUCUACAAAUGUGAAUAUUUCAGAUGAGUUAAACUUAUUCACUACUUAAUUUAUAGAAACUAUUCAGUUUGUGUUUAAACAUUCAUGAAUUAUAGAGACACUAGGUAUUUAUAUAAUUUCUCAUCAUUACUAUGGAUUUUGAGAGACUCUCAUUAAUUUUCAUCCAGCUUCAAAAUUCACCCUUUAAUUACACAUGUAGAUAGUUAAUAUUAAAUUCUUUACAGAAUAAAAAGACUGAUACCAAGUUUACUCAUUACAUUUAAAACAUAUAUGGUAUGAAAAUCCUGGAUUCCAAAACAUUCAUAUUAUAAUACCAUACCUAAUGUAUCAUGAUGCUAUGGAAGUCAGAAAUAAAUUCAUUAUAAUAAUCUUCCUCCAGCUCCUUUUGAAAAAGGGAGUUAAUUUGGUGUACAUUUUUAUACUAGACAGUGUUUGUGUAUAUAGUGUAUGUUGUAUUUUAUUUCAGUGAAAGUUAACUCUUAAUAUGCACCUUUUAAGAAAGUAUUGAUUCAAAAUUUAUAUCAGAAUACACCUCAUCCCUCUUUGUUCAUCUUUUCUGGCUCUUACAGAUAUUUCUGUUAAAUAUUAUAUAUAAUGAGAGAAAAAGUUAGGAUAACAAUGCUAAAAAUUUGUAUGAGGUCAAAGUUCAAGCAUCAUAAAAUUUUGAUAGAUUCCGAAAUAGCAAUAAGGUCUAUGUAAGUUAUGUAAGAGUCAAAUAGUUUUGCAUGUGUUCAUGUAUCUAUUCAAGUGUCUUUUACUACAAUAUAAGUUCAUGUUAUACAUUUGUACAAGGCAUUGUUUUGUUUAUUGAAUUAUAUUAUCAUUUU